Messenger RNA from Girardinichthys multiradiatus, 1491 nucleotides. Its product is annotated as carcinoembryonic antigen-related cell adhesion molecule 20-like. Gene Ontology annotation, biological process: regulation of immune system process; signal transduction. Lineage: Eukaryota; Metazoa; Chordata; Actinopteri; Cyprinodontiformes; Goodeidae. The transcript is spliced from 5 exons. Gene Ontology annotation, cellular component: cell surface; plasma membrane. Bases 31 to 1014 code for a protein of 327 amino acids. The record is from RefSeq and is a predicted model, not a curated record. Gene Ontology annotation, molecular function: protein tyrosine kinase binding.
UCAGAUGCAAGUUCAUCAGUUCAAGUCAAGAUGAGGAGCUUCACUAUGAUCAUCACCUGGAAAACUGUUUACUGUGCUCUGCUGCUGGCACUCAUGGGUGCACUGGGAUUUGGUGUGUCUGUUCAGAUCUCCUGGGCCGGCAGGGUGACUGCUGGUUCCCGCACCACCUUCACUUGUUCUUCAUCUUGUUUUCCAAACUGCAUCUACAGCUGGACCUUUAACGGCAGGACAGUCAAUGAGAGCGCAGUAACCUGGACACCAGAUGGACAGGAUGUUUCAGUGGCACUGCAGUGCAUCGUCCUCAGUCCCAAAACUGGAAUCUCUAGCAGUACAACCACCAUCGUAGAGAUCUGGAACCCAGUGUCUGUGCGAAUCAGUCCCCCAAACAUCACUCCAUCUCUCAACAAGCCUCUCAGUUUGGUUUGCCAAGAUUCUGCAUCAAAAGACCACCAGGGUCUAUCAGACAUCGUCUGGUACAAAGACGGACAGAAAGUGACUCUCCGCGAAAAUAUGAGGUUUCUUCAGAACAAUCUCACUCUUCACUUUGAUUCUCUGCUCUCCUCUGAUGCUGGUUUCUACCAAUGUGAAAUUUAUCUCCAAACGUCAGAGACGAGAGUGUACAGCAUGGGUUUUCUGCUUAGCUUUGAUCCGUGGAACGUGACCAUCAGUGGACCUGAUGUUGUGUUUCCUGGCAGGCUGAGUCAGUUCACCUGCCUGUCCAGCUGCACCUUGAAUGUUGAAUGUACUAUCAGGUGGCAAUUCAGAGGAGGUUUUCCCAUAGGGACCUACCUUUCAGUCAACGCAAAUCACCUCAAGUGGAUUCCCUCCAAUCCCGGGACGUUUCAGAACUUCACGUGUAUCGCAGAGAACAACGCUGCAGGACGCUCAGCUGAGGACACAAAGACGGUAGAAGUUACAGGGAUUCCAGUUUCUGGAUCAGAGGCGUUGCAGCUCAGUGGACUGUCACUGUUGGUGUUCAGUUUCACACAACUGUUACCUGCAUUUCAAUUUUAAAUGAUGAUUUGUUUUGUGCUAUUUAUUAAACAAAAUUUAUUUUCUUGGUUUGUUAUUGUUUUUCCACUUGAUGCAAAGCUACUGAACAAAUUAUGUAACAAUCAGGUUAAAUAAACCUUAAAUACCUUUAUUUAAGUAUUAUUUGUUAAUUUUUGGGGUUAACCCGACACUGGAUUGAUCAAAAAUAAAUGAUCUGUUUAUUAUGAAAGACUAGGCUGCUCUUUUUUUUCACAAAAUCCCCUAUGUAACAUUUAGUUGUUGCCUGGCCUGACAUAUAUAUCCAGGAAAGUUCAGUUUUAUGAAAGAGGUUAUGAAAGAGGUUCUUAUUGGUGAAAUUUAAAUGACUCUUAAUUAAAGUUCAGUGACUAAACCAUUUCAUCACAUCCUGUACUGCUUUCUGAAAUUCUCUAAGGUUAAAAGGUUUAAGUCAGACAUGUUUUUCUAAUACAAAGAGGGUGACACGGGAGUGGAUUUUCU